CUUUGUGUAUUUGUCUGUUUCAACGCAUUUACAUUGCCUGAAGUUACUAAUAAACAAACUAGAGCUAAAUUGCAUCCAAAUGAAUACCAGAAUGCAUGUAAUAACUGGAAAUUGUGCUUGAUUGAACAGUAUUAAGAUGAAUGCAAACAGAUUGGAGGGACGUUCACUCGGACAAUUGUAGCAAAUAGGAAGGCAAUGCUGAGGACGAACUUGAACGAAAUCCAUGCUGUAGAAUACGAAUAUCACUUACAUUUAUUCCAACGGCUUUCAUAUCACCCACUAUUAUAUAAUCCAAUUUCUCAAAGGAAACCUAACUCCAUAUCUCAUUCUGUUUAUAUUAUACGAAAACUAUCGGUUCCAGUCAUUCAGACACUUUCAAAUAUAUUGUCUUCUGUGACCGCCGAGAGAAGAUACUUACUGCAACGUUCCUCACUGCACACCUGUGAAUUUCAGAUUCAACCAAAGAAGGAAGGAGAAGAGUUUUCACUUAAUCUGUGUCUUACGAAAAUCUAGCUUACUGUUUGAAUUAGUCUGUGAAAGUGUGAUUUCCGCUGAAGAAUUUUACGAUGUCAACAAGUAAUCUUCAAAUGACGCUUUGGGAACCAGACUAAAAUUGCUGCAGCUCGGUUGGGAUGCGUUACUCAACCCUCCAUAUUCACCAGAUAUUGCUCCUUCGGGUUUCCACUUAUUCAGAAUGGUAAUUUCAAUUCGUUGGGUGACAUAAAAUGAUACCUUGAUGAAUUAUUUGCCAUGAAACCACCUCGAA
Molecule: messenger RNA, 766 nt
Organism: Octopus sinensis (East Asian common octopus)
Lineage: Eukaryota; Metazoa; Mollusca; Cephalopoda; Octopoda; Octopodidae
Exons: 3
Coding region: 196-513 (105 amino acids)
Source: RefSeq, a predicted model, not a curated record